UAUUACUACUUAUUUAUUAUUCUGGAGAGAGAGAGAGACAGAAUCACUCUCUUGAGAAAGAGAAAAAGAGUGAGUGAAGAAGAAGAUUUCACCACACCAUCAUGGAUGAAGGAGAUGAUCUUAUUCCUCAUUUCCGAUCGGAUACACUGAAAAGCAUCAUCUUCUUCAUCACCAUUAACGUAAACAACUUUCUUUCACAAAUCUCAACUACCACUACUCUGUUUCCACUUCUCUAGCUCUCGGGAAAGGCAGUUAAAUAUUUCAUUGAACAAGGAGAGGUAACCAGUAAACACUCACCUUCAGAAGACUACAUUGGUGCAAAUAAACUGAAGUUAUCAUCUGUACCCAGUACAUAGGAUAGCGGGAUAGGGGCAAUAUGGAGUCUUGUGACUGUGUUGAAACACAAUGGGCUGAUGAACUACUGAUGAAAUAUCAGUAUUUGUCAGAUUUCUUUAUUGCGCUUGCAUACUUCUCCAUCCCAAUGGAACUCAUAUACUUUAUCCAUAGAUCCUCAUUCUUUCCUUAUAGAUGGGUUCUAAUGCAAUUUGGAGCUUUCAUUGUUCUAUGCGGAGCAACACACCUGAUAAACUUGUGGACUUACAAUACGCACUCCAAAACCCUGGCAAUCGUGAUGACGGUUGCAAAAGUGGCCUGUGCUGGUGUCUCAUGUGUUACAGCACUGAUGCUUGUUCACAUUAUUCCUGAUUUACUAAGUGUUAAGACAAGGGAGUUAUUUUUGAAGAAUAAGGCUGAAGAACUUGAUAGGGAGAUGGGCCUUAUACGUACGCAAGAAGAAACCGGAAGACAUGUAAGAAUGCUGACUCAUGAAAUUAGGAGCACCCUGGAUAGGCAUAAUAUAUUGAAGACCACCCUUGUUGAGCUUGGUAGGACACUAGACUUGGAAGAAUGUGCACUGUGGAUGCCAUCACGCAGUGGGUCAACUCUGCAACUUUCUCAUACCUUACGCCACCAAAUACCCGUUGGAUCCACAGUUCAAAUUAAUCUUCCAAUAGUCACUCAAAUCUUUAACAGCAAUGAAGCGAUACGGAUUCCUCACAACUCUCCAUUGGCAAGGAUAAGAACUACCAACGGAAGAUUUGCCCCCCCAGAGGUUGUUGCUGUGCGAGUUCCACUUUUGCAUCUCUCAAGUUUCCAAAUUGAUGAUUGGCCUGAGCACUCUGCCAAAAGCUAUGCGUAUGCCGUGAUGGUUUUGAUGCUCCCAACUGAUAGCGCAAGAAAGUGGCACACCAAUGAAUUGGAACUCGUAGAAGUUGUUGCCGAUCAGGUCGCUGUUGCUCUGUCACAUGCUGCGAUUCUCGAAGAGUCUAUGAGGGCGCGUGAUCUACUCAUGGAGCAGAAUGUUGCAUUAGAUUUAGCUCGACGAGAGGCAGAGAUGGCGAUCCGUGCUCGGAAUGAUUUCCUAGCUGUUAUGAACCAUGAAAUGCGAACACCAAUGCAGGCAAUUAUUGCCUUAUCCUCCCUACUUUUAGAAAUCGAAUCAAGUCCAGAGCAACGGGCGAUGGUAGAAACAGUCCUAAAGAGUAGUCAACUUUUGGAGACUCUUAUUAAUGAUGUUCUUGAGCUUUCAAGACUUGAAGAUGGAAGCCUUGAACUAGAUAAUGAGGUUUUCAAUCUUCAUGGAGUAUUCAGAGAGGUGAUAAGUUUGGUAAAGCCUGUCUCAACUGUGAAGAAGAUAGCAUUGACAUUGAUACUGUCCCCAGAUUUACCUGUAUUUGCUAUUGGUGAUGAGAAGCGAAUCAUGCAGACUUUCUUGAAUAUUCUGGGUAAUGCAGUGAGGUUCACUAAGGAAGGUUACGUUACUGCAGUAGCUUCAGUAGCUAAACCAGAAUCCCUCAGAGACUGGCGAGUCCCUGAGUUCUACCCAAUAUCAAUUGAUGGCCACUUCUACUUGCGUGUGCAGGUUAAAGAUUCUGGUAACGGGAUUACUCUGCAAGAUCUCCCACAUAUUUUUACUAAAUUUACUGAUUCUCGAAGUGGAACUAAUCGAAGUAAUGAAGGAGCUGGGCUAGGGUUGGCUCUCUGUAAAAGGUUUGUGAAUCUGAUGGAUGGUCACAUAUGGAUCGAAAGUGAGGGCAUAGACAAGGGUAGCACAGCUACGUUCAUCGUCAAACUUGGUGUCCAUGAUGAGAGGAGUGAAUUGUCAGGGAACCAAAGUCUGCCUAGAGCUAGACCAAUUUAAGGAGAGCGAAAUGAUCAGAUAAUAAAAAUUCUAGCAGUAUGGGGAAAUGAAAUCUUAAAAAUUCUAGCAGUAACCUACUUGUGUGGUUAAAUGAACCUCACCCAGUUUCUUGCGUAGAUUUUACCUCAAAAGUCCUGAUGUAAAAUGGACUCCUCAACGUGGCAUUCAUUAAAUUUAUAGCAACUUACCUUUGCCAAGUUAUGUUAUUUUUCCUUUACUUUCGAGGAAAAGAGCAGUAGACAAAGUGGCUGUCACAUUUCCGGCCUUCCUGCA
Molecule: messenger RNA, 2473 nt
Organism: Papaver somniferum (opium poppy)
Lineage: Eukaryota; Viridiplantae; Streptophyta; Magnoliopsida; Ranunculales; Papaveraceae
Product: probable ethylene response sensor 1
Exons: 8
Coding region: 377-2200 (607 amino acids)
Biological process (GO): signal transduction; phosphorylation
Cellular component (GO): endoplasmic reticulum
Molecular function (GO): protein binding; ethylene receptor activity; ethylene binding
Source: RefSeq, a predicted model, not a curated record